Phytophthora nicotianae INRA-310 is the source of this 486-nucleotide messenger RNA. RefSeq lists its product as hypothetical. The coding region runs from base 1 to 486 and encodes 161 amino acids. NCBI's taxonomy places the organism in Eukaryota, Oomycota, Peronosporomycetes, Peronosporales, Peronosporaceae. The record is from RefSeq and is a predicted model, not a curated record. The transcript is spliced from 2 exons.
AUGGAGGAGACGGCGCCGGACCAAGACUUCGUCCAAGUCGCCGCGGCCGUCCCUUCAUCCCAGGAAACGACCAUUCUUGGUUCUCAAGAAACCGAGUCUCAAGAAGCCCUCCCGCUAGCUCAAGCAUCUCCAGACCAAGCAUGCUUCCCCGAUGACCCGCCUUCGCCCAUGGUCUUGCCGCCUUAUGCAUCGCCUGUGGAGCUCCCGUCUCAGUCGCCCCCUCCGUCCGAGCCCGGCUCUGACUACGUCCCGUCGGAGUACGAAGGUCAUUACGUCUCGUCAUCGGAGCAUCUAUCGUCAGCCACAAUGCUGAACCAUCGCCGAGGUGAAGGUCGUGAUGAAGGCGGAGUUGGUACUGCCGAGGCUCUCGAUGUAUGUCCUUGUCUGGAAGGAUCAUCGCUGCCGAGUCUCUCGAUGGCGCUAGUGAUCCUUUUAAAGAUGAGAUCCGAUAUACCAAUACGAUCUGGAUGGAAGGCGUUAGGUUAG